Aspergillus novofumigatus IBT 16806 is the source of this 195-nucleotide messenger RNA. RefSeq names its product 60S ribosomal protein eL39. Gene Ontology annotation, biological process: translation. The record is from RefSeq and is a predicted model, not a curated record. Gene Ontology annotation, cellular component: cytosolic large ribosomal subunit; ribosome. The coding region runs from base 1 to 195 and encodes 64 amino acids. The transcript has 2 exons. Gene Ontology annotation, molecular function: structural constituent of ribosome. NCBI's taxonomy places the organism in Eukaryota, Fungi, Ascomycota, Eurotiomycetes, Eurotiales, Aspergillaceae.
AUGGAUGGCCGUAUUCGAAACUCCGUAUCCAAUAAAAACCAAAGAGUUGUCGUCGCAUAUCACCGCUAUCAGAUGUGGUCCCUGGUCGUGAACCACAAGAGUUUCCGCACCAAGCAGAAGCUUGCCAAAGCUCAGAGACAGAACCGUCCUAUUCCCCAGUGGAUUCGUCUCAGGACCGGUAACACCAUCAGGUAA